Messenger RNA from Salvia hispanica, 825 nucleotides. The record is from RefSeq and is a predicted model, not a curated record. Lineage: Eukaryota; Viridiplantae; Streptophyta; Magnoliopsida; Lamiales; Lamiaceae.
AUGGUGGUCAAGACUUCCAAAAUGGCAGCCAAAGUUAUGGGUUUGGGUCCGGAGUGUGCAAAGAGGCAACCCUCAAAUUCAGCUGUAUUAUUCGAAUUCUCCGAGCUAAACGACAUCGGCUACGCACUAGUCCAAGGCAAAUCCAUCCAAGAAGUAACAAACUACGUCCCACUUUUAGUUGAGGCCCAAAUCAACGCUGCAAGAGAGGUGAUCAAAUUGGGUGCGACGCGGGUACUAUACACCACAGCCGCCCCUCUAGGCUGCUAUCCCUACAUUCUAACAGCGUUAACGACCAAUGACACGUCAGCCUACGACGAACUAGGAUGUUUGAGGGCGGUUAACAACAUCGCCGUCAAGUUUAACGCUAAUCUCACAGCUUCUUUCCUCGCUCUGAGAGUAGAAUUUCCAAAGGUCAACAUUUUGCCUGCCGAUUACUACGCAACCGUGAGAGUGCUAAUCUCUUUCAAAACCCCAAUUAUCGGUUCGAGGCUUAGAAACCCCGCGUUGAGAUCUUGUUGCGGGGUCGGGGGAAGUUAUAACUAUGAUAGCAACAGGUUUUGUGGGAGCCCUAAUGUGACGGCUUGCUCAAACCCUAAUAACUCCAUAUAUUGGGAUGGUUUGCACUUUACACAACAAGUGUAUCGGAGCGUUAUAGGCAUACAAGCUCUACCGGCGCUGUUGCUGCUCGGAUGCAGACCAAUAUAACUAUAUAAAUGUGUGCUUCUAAAUUACUGCAGAUGUGAAAAAAACUGCAAAUUGUAGAAAAUUGUAACACUAUAAUAAGGUGUUAUAAUACCAAUUAAAUAAAUAAGUUACCAUUUUCAU